Molecule: messenger RNA, 7064 nt
Organism: Coregonus sp. 'balchen'
Lineage: Eukaryota; Metazoa; Chordata; Actinopteri; Salmoniformes; Salmonidae
Source: the annotation of a GenBank genome assembly
AUGGAUUACAGGAAACGCUUGAUGAUCCUCCAGGUAACGUUAGGUUUAGACGAACUCCAACCGCUAGGGUAGGCCUAUUGGCCGUUCUCCCUCUAACAUCAUGUCCUCUAUAUGCUCUCUGUGUACACUUAUUCAAGUGUAUUAACUGCUUUUAACUUUUCCAUAUAGUUGAACAACUUUUACAAAAGACUAACAUGUUUUUGGGGCAUCCAAUUAACACUUUUUCUACUGCAGCGGGCAUCGGAGAGCACCAGGAGGAGGUGGUCUGUGCUGGAGCAAGAUGAGGAGCCUGAGAUGAACAACAUCAGAGACAUCACCCAGCAAAAGGUGUAGGCUUUAUUUAUACUGUAGGGCUUUUCACUGGUAUGAUUACUUAUAUAGUGAAUAAUGAGUGGGUUAACAUAGAGAGAGAGGUAUACAAAGAAAAUCACAGAGAGUUCAUUCACAGAGAUAUCAGGCUACUCAGUUUUUUCAAACUAUGUUCAAACAGAUCUUCAUCACUAAUACUGGUACUUGGGGAGAAUUAUUUAAUUAUGUUCACCCUUCCAGGAGACAGGGGCUCCGGUUAAUCUAGGUGAGAACAUAGAUGAUUCAGAAUACGAAUAUUGACCUCUGACCUCUAUACCCUGUAGGAUGACUCAGACACUGAGGACUAUGUCUCCCAGGUGCUCAUGGGUGCGCUGCUGGAGAACUUCCUGUUCAAAUUACUCAUUAUCGUCAUGAUUGUCAGCAACUGCAUCAUCAUGGCCUUCCAAACCGACGCUAUCAUUGCCAAGGUAAAUUAUGGUCACUGAGGACCUCUAAAGAGGUAUUGUAGGCCUACUUUCAUACUGAAAGCUCACUUUAUAUGAGAAGUCAACAGAUAACAAUUAACUAAAAUGCAAUGGUAUGAUUUGUCCAUUGUAGAAGUAUGACAUUGCGUUCAGCAUCUGUGAGCAUAUUAUCCUCACCGUCUUCAUCUGGGAGAUCCUGGUCAAGUGGUACUACGGCUUCAACAUCUUCUGGAAGGUAAUGUCUGGUCAAGAGAUUGAUUUGACACGACCUAUUACUUACUGUGGCCUUCUCAGAGACCAUCGUGAUGUCAUUCUUGUCUCUCUCUCUCGUUUUGGUGUUUCAGAAUGGCUGGAAUGUCCUGGACUGUUUGGUCACUUUGGCUCUGAUGCUUGGACCCCUGAUCUUUCCCCAGGGUGGGGACAGUUUACUAAAGGUCAUCAGGUGAAGGAGUACCCCUCACACUCCGCAGAAACACAUUAGUGGAAACGUAGGGUGUUCUCAGGGCAGGCCUGGUUGUAACUAGAUAUGUUUGAGUCAGGUCGGGACAAUUUUAUCAUUUUAGCUAACCCCAACCCUUUUUCUAACCUUAACCUAAUAAUCCUAACCUGCUGUAUAAGUUAUUCUAACCUGCUAUGUAAAGUAACUUCUGCUGGUCAAAAUCGGCAGGCCUGCCCUGAGAACACCCUACGUUACUACUAAUGUGAUACUCCUCACACUCCCCAACCCUUUGCUCCCAUCAUUCUUAUCACAAGGAGGGCAUCAAAUAUGAUCCUCACCACACUCAUUUUUCUCCAUUCGUUAGUGAUCAAAUAAAUAAAUAAUUUUCAUGCACAAUAGUUUUUUUGUGUGUCAAACAUCAACAAGAAACAUUAUUUGUUGUGUAGUUGUAGUUGUUGUUGUGUGCUGCUUUCCCACUGGGCACACACUGGUUGAAUCAACGUUGUUUCCAUGUCAUUUCAAUGAAAUUACGUUGAACCAAUGUGCAAUAGACGUUGAAUUGAGCCCAGUGGGUUGUUACUCCAUGUUGUAAUGUGUUAUUUCUUGUGUGUGUUCCAGGGUGUUGAGGGUAAUCCGUAGUGUCAGGGGUUUUGCUUCCAUGCAGGGUAUGGCUAUGAUGGUCACCGUCAUAAUGCAGUCCAUCCCAGACAUGGCCAACAUCUUCUUCCUCCUCCUCAUCAUCAUGCUUGUAGGUGUUAUAGCAUGUACCAAUUCAACCUCUCUCUCUCUCUCUCUCAUUCUCUCGCUCUCUCUCACUUCAUCAUCAGUCAUCUUAAUCCAUUCCCACUUCUUCACCUCAUUCUCGUGAAAAUAAACAUUAUAACAGUCAAACUAUGACACCCCAGUUCUUGCUCGUUUAUAGUAUUUGAUAUUUGUGUAUGUUGCUAUGGCCCCAGAUGAGUGUGUGAUGUGUCAAGGAGUGAUACUGAGACCAUAUAAAUGGAUUCUACAACUGCUCAGUUGUCCCCUGUGUUUGUGAUGGUGGGACAUCUGCUCAGUUGUCCCCUGUGUUUGUGAUGGUGGGACAUCUGCUCAGUUGUCCCCUGUGUUUGUGUCUAAUGUCUCUGUUGAUGUCCUGUCUGUGUCUGUCAGGUGUUUGCAGUGUUUGGCGUGACCCUGUUCAGUGCUGCUGUCCCAUCAGCCUUUGGGGACCUGUUCUCGGCCCUCUACACCCUCUUCAUCUGCAUCACCCAGGACGGAUGGAUGGACAUCUACAGGGAGUUUAAGGCGUAAGUGACACAAAGCCCUACAUUUCCCCUUAUCCAGUUCAUACAUUAUAUGUCCUUGGAUAAAGACUACAUUUCCCAUUAUCCAGUUCAUACAGUAUGUGUCCUUAGAUAAAGAUUUUGAAAAGCAAGAGGAGAUCAUUUUAUUAGUCAAAUGCAGGUUAGCAUUUUUCAUCAUGAAUCUUGUUUCCUAUUGCUCUGUAAGAGGUGGUCUUCACUAAAACAGUAAAUCUCUUAAACAAUGUAAACUAUGCUUUGGUCCUAUUAUUGCUCAAACAAUUUAUAUUUGGCGCAAAAUGUAAAAACAUUGUAACUGGGAAUCAAAAUGGCAUGCCCAUACUCCAAUAUUUCACAAUAAUGACUUGUGAUCUGGAGGGCGGCCUUUUGCAUCCCCCAAUGGACCAAAUGUGGAAUCCAUACCCUUACUGAAAUAAUGGACAGAAAUGGUUAUAGAAUGUUCCAAAAUUUGAAAGAUACUUUUUUCUAUAUUUACAAUUUAGGUCAGCUAUGCUGGCCUAUGGAGUCCCUUGGGAAACCCAACUACGAAACAUCCUAUGAUGGGGAUUUAUAAACAAAUUAUCUGGGCUCCCAAAAGGACUGAUCUCUAUAAUACACUGAACAAAAAUAUAAACGCAACAUGUAAAGUGUUGGUCCCAUGUUUCAUGAGCUGAAAUAAAAGAUCCCAGAAAUUGUCCAUAUGCACAAAAAGCUUAUUUCUCUCAAAUGUUGUGCACUAAUUUGUUUACAUCCCUGUUAGUGAGCAUUUCUCCCUUGCCCAGAUAAUCCAUCCACCUGACAGGUGUGGUAUAUCAAGAAGCUGAUUAAAGAGCAUGAUCAUUACACAGGUGCACCUUGUACUGAGGACAAUAAAAGGCCACUCUAAAAUGUGCAAUUUUGUCACACAACCCAAUGGCACAGAUGUCUCAAGUUUUGAGGGAGUGUGCAAUUGGUAUGCUGACUUCAGGAAUGUCAACCUGAGCUGUUGCCAGAUAAUUGAAUGUUCACUUCUCUACCAUAAGCCACCUCCAGCGUCGUUUUAGAGAAUUUGGCAGUACGUCCAACAGGCCUCACAAUCGCAGACCACGUGUAUGGCAUUGUGUGGGCAAGCGGUUUGCUGAUGUCAACAUUGUGAACAGAAUGCCCCAUGGUGGCGGUGGGGUUAUUGUAUGGGCAGGCAUAAGCUACGGACAACGAACACAAUUGCAUUUUAUUGAUUGCAAUUUGAAUGCACAGAGAUACUGUGACGAGAUCCUGAGGCCCAUUGUCUUGCCAUUCAUCUGCCGCCAUCACCUCAUGUUUCAGCAUUAUAAUGCACGGCCCCAUGUCACAAGGAUAUGUACACAAUUCCUGGAAGCUUCCAUGGCCUGCAUACUCACAAGGUCAUGUCACUAAUUGAGCAUGUUUGGGAUGCUCUGGAUCGACGUGUACAACAGCGUGUUCCAGUUCCCGCCAAUAUCCAGCAACUUUGCACAGCCAUUGAAGUGGAGUGGGACAACAUUCCACAUGCCACAAUCAACAGCCUGAUCAACUCUAUGUGAAGGAGAUGUGUCGUGCUGCAUGAGGCAAAUGGUGGUAACACCAGAUACUGACUGGUUUUCUGAUCCAUGCCCCCACCUUUUACUUUUUUUUUUAAAGGUAUCUGUGAAAAACAGAUGCAUAUCUGUAUUCCCAGUCAUGUGAAAUCCAUAGAUUAGGGCCUAAUUAAUGAAUUUCAAUUGACUGAUUUCCUUAUAUGAACUGUAACUCAGUAAAAAUCUUGAAUAUUGCGUUUAAAUUUUUGUUCAGUAUAUAUAAACAACUUUUGGAAAACUCAUAUUCUGAGCUAGCCGUUCAAAAAGUAUGGUCCACGGACCUAAUUGAAUCUGAACAACCCUUCAACUGGAACAGAAUAUGGAAAAAUAUAACUUUGUCAUCCCGGAAUCCGAACCAUCAAUUUAUACAUUUUAAGUUUGUUCACAGACUUUAUUUAACACCAAGGAAACGUUUUACUAUUAAAUUGGCCCCAACUCCCAACUGUUCACUCUGUCCCCUAAAUCAGGGGACAUUGCUUAAUAUGAUGUGGGAGUGCCCUGCAGUUAAAUGCUUCUGGGGCAAAGUUACAAAAUUCAUUUCGAAGUGCAUGAAUUUAAAUAUUCAAUGCUUUGCUUCUAUUAUGUUAGUUAACGAUGAUAGCCCCUUGAAUCUCUCAAUCAAUCCGAGAAGAUAACAUCUGGCAGGCAGCACUGCUGCUAUUUUUUGUGGGGCUCUAAGAUGGCAACCACCUCAUUCUCUCCCAUUUAUCCAGUGGAUACAGUUACUAUUAGAAGUUAUAAUAUUAGAAUUAUCGACAGCAAGAAUGACUGGUGCUAGUCAAGGAACAGUUGAGGCCUGGACAAAUAUACUUGACUUUGUAAAGAACAAUCUCGGCUAAAGCCCCACACAUACAAAACAAUUAUAUACAUUUAUUUAGACUUUUGUUACUUUCUUUGCUGGCCCACGGGGAAGGGGUGGUACGGCUUGAGAGGGAGGGUGCAGGCGGGUGGAUGGGGACUGAUGGGGGGAAAUGGGUUGGGGUUGUCUUUGUAUUCAUUUAUUUUAUUGUUUUUGUACCUGUAACACCCCCCCCCCCCCCCAGCUCUGCAGUGGUCACUAGCUAGCACAGCCACAAAGUCAUAAAAUCUUACUUUAAAUCUAACCUAACCUAACCAUAACCACACUGCUAACCCUAACGCCUAACCCUAACCUUAAAUUAAGACCAAAAAGCGUUUCAUAAAUGUUUACAAUAUAGCCAAUUUUUACUUUGCAGAUAUCUAAAGGGAAAUCGCUCAGUUCUGACUCCAGGACAACACUCAUGACAAUUAACGUCAACCUGCUAAUCGUAGACAAAUGGAGCUUAACAUUUUGCAGUAGAGUGAAAACGCUUAUGUGAAAAUGCAUACAUAUUUAGAUGUAUUUUGUCCCAAUGUGGUAAGUGUUGCCGUUUCUCUCUGCACUGUAGUGAUGAGGGGCUGAUGUACGGAGCUUCUCUCUACUUUUUCAUUUUCCUCACUGGCGGAGCCUUCAUCUUCGCCAACCUUCUCGUCGCCGUGGUAACCACCAACCUUGAGAUCUCCAUGCCCGACUACGACGACAAGAAUUCGAACGAGUGUUUGCCGGCAAGUCUGUCACUCUUUCCCUUUUCACAUUUAUUUUUUGUCACGUAGUGUUAUUUAUACCAAGGCACUGUCUGUAACUUCUUCUUGAUCCUCAUAAAUGUGUGUUGUUGAUGACAAAGGGGGUGGGAAUGCAUGAUGAAUUCCAUGUCUUCCACAUUAAGUUGUAUACUGAUUAUUACAAGCUAACUUAGCUGCCUUUCAAAAUCAUCAAUACUACCACUGCUCUUUCGUAGUUCCCUGUGUAUUUAGUCCUCUCUCCCUACACACCAUACUAAACUCUCUCCUCAACCCCUCCCCUCUCACACAGCUGAUUCCAGAGGCCACGGGAGGCUUGACGGACCAGACCACCAUCCACGUGGAGGAGGUGGUGACCAAGUCCAACAUGACCCGGCGCCAGAAGUCCUGGAAGGGUAGCUGUGUAGAGAACCUGACCAUGGACACCUUCGAGGAGCUGGCCCUUGUGAUGGCUGCUAUGCAGAAGAACAUGGCUGCGUACAGGGAGAUACGGCAGGAGCUGGACAGGUACUGUAAGUCGCUCUGGAUAAGAGUGUCUGCUAAAUGAUGUAAAUGUAAAUGUAACGGAAGUCUGUUUGUUCUAGCUAGAAGCUAUUGAAGCCACUAUUCUUUUUGUCAUCAUCCAUCACAGUAACUUAUUCUGCGUUUCCAAUUGGCUCAUUUAUCCCACUUCUCUCCCUGUAACUAUUCCCCAGGUCAUUGCUGUACAUGAGAAUGUGUUCUCAGUCAAUUUACCUGGCAAAAUAAGGGUUCAAUUAAAUAAAGUCAUUGUGAUACAAAGAAAUUACACGUUUUUCAAUCUCUAUUUUUCUGAAUUCAAUGGGACAACCCCCCCCCCCCCCCUUAUAAGUAAAGAUGGUGUCUUCAAUGGAAUAAAAUAUUGUCUUUGUAGAGUGGAUGAACUGUAGGUAUAUGGCCGACCAUGUGUAUGUGUUUAUCCACAGUAUAGUGGAGGAGGUGCACAGCCUGUCAUUCAACGUAAAGCAAGAGCAGGAGGUGAUUAUGAGGAACCAUAUGGCUGCGACCCUCCAGGACAACCUAUUGAAUAAUGAUAUCGCCACCGGCCGCACCGGAGACAUUCUGUCCACCCUCAUCACCCUGGAGAAGGUAGGGCAGUGGACAUGGCACCCUAUUCCCUAUAUAGUGCACUCAUUUUGACCAGAGUCUUAUGGGUGCACAAUAGAUUCAUUUACUCUUCCUAGAGUUGUCUAUAACCUUACAUUCACUGUUCUGUUACCUGUCUCAGGCUCAUGUCAUAGACUCGAACACAGCAUCCGCUCACCUGUUCCAGAAGGGGAACAUGCGUCACGCAGCCAUGAGGCUGUCCAUGGACAGCCAGCUGUACUACCCGUCUACUUCUAUACAUGUGGAUGCGGGACACAGUAACACUCCCAGCACACACCAAAACACAGGCUGA